GUCCACUUGAUCCUUCCUUAGUGAAGGACUUGACUGCAAUGAUUGACAAAGACAAUGAAUUGGCAAAGAUGUUUCGGAGAGUUAGAGACUUUGUCGAGACUGAUGGUUCUUCAAAUUUCUAUCUGAAAUUGUAUCGUAACAGAACUAAGGAUCCAAGAACUUAUAAUAUGCCCACGGCUGAUGAGGUGGCAACUUUGAUUGUAGGUGAUCUAGACUCUGUGAAUGAAGGUAGAGAUAUUAUUGUCAAGGGUACCGAUGGAGGUUUUCAACGACUUCCUGAAAAACACCCUUCUUACAUUCCUCUUCAAUAUCCUUUAUUAUUUCCAUAUGGAGAAGAUGGUUUUAAGGAGAAUAUACCACUACGAGAAGAUCACAUGCAAGACGAUUCCCGAAAGAGAUACAAAGUUGCAAUCAGGGAAUUUAUUUCUUACCGGAUCCAACAAAGGGACAUAGAGCAUGGGCAUUUAGUGAGCACAUGUCGAUUAUUCCAACAAUUUAUUGUAGACUGCUACACUAUGAUUGAAUCAGAUAGAAUGUCUUAUUACAGAAAUAAUCAACAGAAGUUUCGUUCAGAUAUUUUUAAAGGCUUGCAAGAAGCUGUAACUAGAGGAGAUGUUCAACCCUCCUCUGCUGGAAAACGUAUAAUUUUACCUCCUUCCUUCACGGGUGGGAUGAGAUACAUGUUCAACAAUUGUCAAGAUGCCAUGGCUAUUUGCAAAAGAUUUGGGUAUCCAGAUUUAUUUAUAACCAUGACCUGCAAUGCAAACUUGAAAGAAAUUCAGGAUUUUGUAACUCCAAGAGGUCUCAGGGCAGAUGACCGACCUGACAUUGUGGCUAGAGUUUUCAAAAUGAAGUUGAAUGAUUCGAUGUCCAAUUUGAAGAAAGGAAAAAUAUUUGGAGAAGUACAAGCAGGUACCUACACAAUUGAGUUCCAAAAAAGAGGGCUUCCACAUGCCCACAUCUUAAUAUGGUUGCAAGGUGAAGGGAAGCUUAAAACAGGGGAUGACAUUGAUAAGGUAAUAUCAGCUGAGUUACUGGAUCCUGUGUUAUAUCCUGCUUUGUCAGCAGCAGUUUCAAAUUAUAUGAUGCAUGGUCCAUGUGGGUUUGCUAACAUGAAUUCUGCCUGUAUGAAAAAUGGAAAGUGUGAGAAAUUUUUCCCAAAACAAUUUCAGAGCUCAACUACAAUUGAUGAGGAAGGCUAUCCUAAAUACAGGAGAAGAGAUACUGGAGUUAGUGUUACGAAAAAAGACAUUGUGAUGGAUAAUAGGUAUGUUGUACCUUAUAAUCCAGAUCUCCUCAUGAGGUAUCAGGCCCAUAUCAACGUGGAGUACUGUAACAAGUCGAACUCCAUAAAAUAUUUGUUUAAAUAUGUAAACAAAGGUCCUGAUAGAGUUUCUGUUGAAAUUUCUAAUAGAGAUAAAGAUUCAAAUAAAGAAAAAGGUGUUGAUGAGAUAAAGCAGUAUUACGACUGCAGGUAUUUGUCUCCCUGUGAAGCAGUGUGGAGAAUAUUUGCAUUUUAUAUUCAUGACAAGUGGCCUCCUGUUAACAGAUUAUCAUUUCACCUUCCCAAUGAGCAGUCAGUUACUUUCAAGGAUCAUGAGUGGAUUGACACUGUAGUUGAAAGGAACCAGGAUAUGGACACUGAGUUUACAGCGUGGUUCAAAGCAAAUCAGGAAUCCGAACUUGGGAAGGACCUAACAUAUGCAGAGUUUCCCCAAAGGUUUGUUUAUGAUGAAGACAAAAGAGCAUGGGCUGUCCGAAAGAAAGGAUUUUCAAUUGGGAGGUUGAAUUAUAUUCCCAUGGGUACCGGAGAACUAUUCUAUAUGCGGGUCCUUCUUACAAUUCAAAAGGGAUGUACAAGUUUUGACAGCAUAAAAACUGUUAAUGGGAUACUAUACCAGACCUACAAGGAAGCGUGCUACAUCUUGGAUUUGUUGAAAGAUGAUAGAGAAUACAUAGAUGGAAUAAAGGAGGCAAGUGAUCUUGGGUCUGGACACCAAUUAAGACGAUUAUUUGUCAUGUUAUUGUUAGUGAAAACAAUCAGCAAACCAGAUGUAGUGUGGGAAGCUACAUGGAAAUUGCUAGCAGACGGAAUUUUAUAUCAAAGAAGGAGACUUCUUCAAAUACCAGACUUGGAAAUUAGUGAUGAUGACUUAAGAAACAUGUGUCUGAUAGAGAUUGAAAAAUUGCUCCAGAGUAACGGGAGAUCUCUCAAGGAUUUUGAUUGUUUACCUUAUCCUGAAUCUUCCGAUCUACAUCUAUUUGAAAACAGGUUCAUAGUAGAUGAACUUAACUACGAUAGAGAUGAGAUGUCUGCCAAGUGCACAAAUUUGCUAAAUUUAAUGACACAUGAGCAAAAGCAGGGCUAUAAUCAGAUAUUGGAAUCUGUUUUGUCUGACUGUGGUGGUUUUUUCUUUUUAUAUGGAUACGGAGGAACAGGGAAAACAUUUAUUUGGAACGCAUUGUCAGCAUCUCUACGGUCCCAAGGAUUGAUUGUUCUGAAUGUAGCUUCCAGUGGUAUUGCUUCGUUAUUACUACCAGGGGGGAGAACUGCUCAUUCAAGAUUGUGUAUUCCACUACAGGUGAAUGAUGUAUCUACAUGUAAUAUUAAACAAGGAAGCUUACGGGCAAAUUUACUUUUGCAGACUAAGUUGAUUAUAUGGGAUGAAGCGCCCAUGUUGAACAAGUUUUGUUUUGAAGCCCUGGACAGAACAUUGAGGGAUUUGAUGAGAGUACAGGAUGAAAGCAACGCAGAAAAACCAUUUGGUGGCAAAUUGGUAGUGCUUGGAGGUGACUUUAGGAAGAUCCUGCCUGUUAUCCCGAAAGGGUCAAGACAAGAUAUUGUUAAAGCUACCAUCAAUUCAUCUCAAUUAUGGAAGCACUGUAAGGUGUUGAAGUUAACUGCAAAUAUGAGAUUAAGAACUGCUGGAUCCCCGGAACUUGCAGUCGAUAUAAAGGCAUUUGCUGAUUGGAUUCUUCAGAUUGGCAAUGGUGAAUUUGAAUCAGAUGAGAGUGGAGAAGCUGAUGUAGACAUACCUACUGAUCUAUUAGUUGAGCCAGGUGAUAAUCCUAUUCAUGAUUUGGUUAAUUUUGCAUAUCCAGAUCUUUUGAGUAACAUGAAGGAUUACAAGUUUUUUGAAGAGAGAUGCAUACUAUGUCCGACUCUUGAAUCAGUUCAAAUGAUGAAUGAUUUUAUCCUGAACUUAAUUCCUGGUGAACCAAAAGAGUACUUCAGUUCAGAUACAACUUGCAGGUCUGAUGCGGAUUCAGAGAUACACUCUGAGUGGUUUACUUCUGAGUUUUUAAAUGAUAUAAAGUGCUCUGGAAUUCCAAAUCACAAGUUGAGUUUGAAGAAAGGGGCUCCAAUAAUGUUAUUGAGAAAUAUAGACCAGUCGGCUGGGUUAUGCAAUGAAACUCGCCUCAUAGUUAAUGAUCUUUUGCCGAAUGUUAUUGGUGCCACUGUGUUAACAGGAACUAAUAUUGGUGAAAAAAUAUUCAUUGGAAGAAUGAGUAUGGUGCCUAAUGAUUCGGGCUACCCAUUUAAAUUUGAAAGACGACAAUUCCCAAUUUGUACCUGUUUUGCUAUGACGAUCAACAAAAGUCAGGGACAAUCUUUAUCACAUGUUGGACUCUUCCUUCCUCGACCUGUUUUUACGCAUGGGCAAUUAUAUGUGGCUCUCUCACGGGUGAAAUCAAGAAAGGGUCUAAAAAUUUUAAUUCUAGAUGAAGAACAGAAAGUAAUGAAUUGUACCAAAAAUGUGGUGUACAAAGAAGUGUUUGGAAACAUUUGACUACUGUACUAGAUACAACAAAUUUGCUGGCACUCUAUACAGGUAAGGCAUUUAGCAUGAUGAAAAACAAUGGACUUGGAUGGUUGCAACUUAAAUUGAUUGGUAACGAAAUAGAUCUCCAUGUGCCUACUCUUCUGUCUUACUACAUGUUGUAUUUUCAAUCUACUACAGAGUUGUGUAUCAAGGAUGAACCGGCCACUGUCCAGUGAUCAUGUCAAACAAUGUUAAAUUCAUAAUGAUGAGGCUUUUGAAACAUGUAGCAGAAAGAGUCUUUUUCUUUAAAUUCAUUACCAGACUAUGAAAGCCAACAUGAUGUUUUUAUUGCUUAUAAAUGUGCAUUCAUUUCAAUAUCAUGACAACUUUGGAUUUAAACUUUGGAACGUGACAAUGUGCUUAUUU
Molecule: messenger RNA, 4190 nt
Organism: Lotus japonicus
Lineage: Eukaryota; Viridiplantae; Streptophyta; Magnoliopsida; Fabales; Fabaceae
Exons: 5
Coding region: 39-3791 (1250 amino acids)
Biological process (GO): DNA repair; telomere maintenance
Molecular function (GO): DNA helicase activity
Source: RefSeq, a predicted model, not a curated record